CAAAAGCAUCAGAGUCUUAAAUGUUAAUACUUUGCAGCUCAAGAAUGGCAGAAGUUUUCUUUCCCUGUGUCAGAAGUGCUGCUACAUGAUAUUGUCUCAACAGCAGACUUUGCAAUAUGGCAGUGCAUUGCACGAAUUGUUGAGUACAUAUUUCGUUCUGGACGUGAUGGAUGGACAGAAGAGGCGGCGAAUGCAGACAUCGAUUUUGUUUACGACACAACAUUUUGCUGGAAGAAAGUUACGGUCUGCGGGCAUGUACGGUAGUUGUGCACAAUUUGAUUCAUUUGAAGGACUGCGUUCACCGCUUUGGCAGCCUAGACAAUUAUUGGUGCUAUGUUUUUGAGAGAGCAGUUCAACGGUACACCAAGACUCCACACAACUGCAAGAACAUUGAGCACACUUUGCCACAUUUUGAAGUACAGAGAGAAUUUUUGUCAAGUCACUCUAGACAGCUCCCUGAUUCCACUCUUGAACCAGAUGUACUGAGAGACACAAAUAGAUUGUUGUGGGCCAAGACACAAGCAAGUCUCCAAUUCUGAUUGGUUCCUUGCACUCCAUACAAGUUGAAGGAGACAUUCUUAACUGACUGAUGUCUUGUUUCGUUGUACACAAGCAUUCAGAUCGAAU
Molecule: messenger RNA, 627 nt
Organism: Corticium candelabrum
Lineage: Eukaryota; Metazoa; Porifera; Homoscleromorpha; Homosclerophorida; Plakinidae
Exons: 2
Coding region: 171-539 (122 amino acids)
Source: RefSeq, a predicted model, not a curated record